Babesia bigemina is the source of this 2328-nucleotide messenger RNA. RefSeq lists its product as hypothetical. The coding region runs from base 1 to 2328 and encodes 775 amino acids. The transcript has a single exon. The record is from RefSeq and is a predicted model, not a curated record. NCBI's taxonomy places the organism in Eukaryota, Apicomplexa, Aconoidasida, Piroplasmida, Babesiidae.
AUGCUUCGCUCCAGUGACCGUCGUGCGGGCGUCGUUUGGCAGGAAGAUCCGUCCCGUUAUCCGCGGCACAUGGGUGAAUUCAGCGACGGGAGGUCACAUCAGUACCAGGUUCCGUGUGGAAAUGGCGAAGAUCGUCCGCCGCCCGGUAUGGCCGGGAUGCGCAGUCCCGGGCGGCCCACCAUGGAGGACCGGUACACGCAACCGCCUAUACGACCUAAUCGGCACAUACGUGGCUCCGAUCGUUACGUCGUGUAUCCGUCUCCGUCUCCCCAGCCGCAGCAUAAUGCAUUCGCGGGGUUAGAUCCCGGCCGCCCGCCUGCGUACGAUCAGGGAUGGCAGCGCGGAGCGGUUCCGAGGCAGUCGCGCGGUAGACACGAAUACCGCGACAGGGAAGCCGUGCAACCAAGCGCCCAGCAUUACCCCUCUGCUAUCGCGCGCGAAACCGAGUCAUAUGACGGGGACAAUCGCACGUCGGAUUCAGUGGACCUGCUCGACCUGAGGCUCCAGACCCACAAGCUGCGGCGCCACCUGAUGGAGAUGAAGCAGACCGCCAGAGCCUUGCAGCAGAACAUGCCGUACGCCGACCGGUCGUUUGAUGACGCCGUGCCUCACCCCCCGCGGGCUCCCCCCCAGCGCGGAGUGAAGGCGCCUACGAAAAGGAGGGAUGCAGCCAGUACACCCAAGGACUGCAGCGAGCCGUGGACUGAGGCAGCGUCCCACCUUGUUUCUGGGCUGGGUUCCAUGGUGCUGGCGGUGUGCCAGCUGGUGAGCUGCACCGGCAAGAGCGCACUGUCGACGUGCACUGCGCUGUCGCAGGGCGCCGACGCCAUCUACAACCCGAGGGCCAUCCGCCCCAGGGAACCUCUGCCGCACAACGGGAGCGAACGGCGCGUUUCGCCGAACUACAAUCGGCAUUAUCCUCGCCCGAGGUCACGCCACCACGGCCAGUUCCAGGAGCGCCCGUUCGACGGCGGCCCCCGCCAUCCCGGUAGGGCCGAAGUGCCGUCCUACAGUGGCCCUCGCCACGACCACAGCGGCCGUUGGGAGCCCCCCUACGAACCCGACGCGCCCCGAGACACGCGCCGCACGCGCACGACUAACACGGCACUCCGGCGCAUGCUGAGCCCGUCCGACCCCGGCGACUACAGCGACGCGGAAGUGGAGUUCAGCGAGGGCGCGUCGUCCUACGGGUACACCUCCAUUUGCCUGUCGGACAACAACGCUCCGCCGUACGCAAGUGAGACUGCCAGCAGCGUGGUGCUGCAGGAGGAUGCUGCGGCGGCGCCGCCGCCGCGUUUCAGGGAUUACCCGUAUUUCGACGGCUCGACCUCGUCGCGGGACAACAUGAUCUGGCGUAACCCGUCGCGUCCGUGGGCACGGCCUCCCGACGUGUUCUAUGGCGGCGUCGGCGACGUCAUGCAGGAGCCGCCGGCAGGGUAUCCUCCCACGUUCAGCAAGGAGGCCGCAAGGGAACCGGUGCGCAAGAUAAACCUGGGCGACCUCGACUACACCGAGCCCCCGUUGCCGCGGGUGUCGCCGGGCCCGGACCUGCUUCCCAGCGGCUACGACCGGCUGCCGCGGAGUUCCCCUCUGCCGAACGCGCAACCGAGCACGGCGUCGCAAAUGCCAGAACCGCACCCGCUGCUGCGCCCCUCCGUGAUAGUUGCGAGGCCGGCCGAAUGCUUGGUCGAGCCCAGGUCGCCGCUACGCCAGCAGGAAGCGGCGCCGCCAGCGAACGAGCCGACGGGCACGAACGUCCGCAGACUCGACGUAGCCACCGACCUGCCACGUCGAACCCCCUCUCCGAUCGCCCGAAGGCCGGGCGUCGCCGAGGCGCCCUCCACUGGCAACCUGCUCACGCCGCAAGGCGGUGGUGCAACGGUAGGUACGGUGGCUAAUGAGGUGAGUCGCCCCGAGGCGGACGACAGAAGCGCUGCGCCGUCAUCCGCGUUGCGGUAUGACCCCGACGAACUGCCCCUGGAGACGAACAAGUACGCCCCAAACCCCACGAUGACGGCUGAAGAGAGGUGGCUCCAGAGCGUCAGGACCCUGGCCGAGGCUGAAGCAACGUACCAGGGCGUACUCGGCCUGUCUAAAAAUGCAGGUGGAAGCGAUCACACCCAGAGCGCCGCGAACCAGGCCGACGAUGAGCACAGCGACGGCGGGGGCGACCUGGCAGAGGUCCUACGCGGCCCGCCGCAAGCGGCGCCAGCGGACCUCAAGAUCGUCAAAGUAGGAUCGCACACAAACGCCGAGGACGCCGUCAAACCGGAUAAGCGGUGCACCGCCUUCUUCAAAAAGAUAUUUAACCAGCGCAAAACGGGGUAA